Magnolia sinica is the source of this 1145-nucleotide messenger RNA. RefSeq lists its product as uncharacterized. The record is from RefSeq and is a predicted model, not a curated record. The transcript is spliced from 5 exons. Lineage: Eukaryota; Viridiplantae; Streptophyta; Magnoliopsida; Magnoliales; Magnoliaceae. The coding region runs from base 107 to 874 and encodes 255 amino acids.
UUCUCUCUACCGCCCGCUGCUAUUUUACGCCAGAAGGCGUUUUCUCCAAAACCCACACCCAAAAUCUGAGAGAGAGAGAGAGAGAGAGAGAGAGAGAGAGAGAGAGAUGGCGGAUCUGAGAAAUACGAAGUCAGGGUAUAGAAAGAACAAAGGAAAAAGGGCAGUGAAGGAAAAGAAGGCGCCUCGACGGGGAUUGGGAAUAGCUCGGCUUGAGACGAUGAGGCUUCUUGAACAGAAGAAUUCAAUGGAAGAGAUGGAAGCAAGCAGAUUUCCUUUUCUCAGCUCUUUUAUUCCUUUCUUCUCCUCCUUUCAUCUGACUCCUCCUUUUCUUGAGGUGGAUUCAGCUCGUUUAGCGUUUGAGGAGCUUGCUUGGAACAGAAGCAUCGGGCAAUGGCAGUUAUUUGAUACUUGUCCUCACACUCUCAACUCCUUGAAAAAGAGAAGGCUGGAAAUUCAUAGUACAUCGAGAGAUCUCAGCCUCACAUCUAUGGCUGGAGAGAUGAACGUUGGCGAUGGUACCGCUGAUUUCGCCGCUGCACCGAAAUUCGGGAGUAACCAAGGAGAAGAUUCGGAAUGGGACCGCACGUUUCUUGAUCUGAGUUUGUCAACCGUCCAUCGUAGAAACGAGAGCGAAAGGAAGCUUUUCAAAGGAAGCAUGGGCUACGUUCAGGGAGAGACUUCGGCGGAAUCGGCGGGAAUGUCGAGGGCAGUGAUGGAAUUGGAACUGCUGAGAGAUAAAGGGGAGGGCGGCAGCAGCAGUUGUGGUAGUACGAUGGUAUCUUCCCGUUAUGGAGAGGAAGCCUCGUUCCUCGCUUCCAACGCCUCUUCUUUUUCUUCUCCUUCUCUGCAACUCACCCUCGGUCUCCCUUCUUGAAAGCUACUGCUCAUCGAAACCUCUCUCUCUCUCUCUCUCUCUCUCUCUCUCUCUCUCUCAAUGUCGUGAAAGAGGCACCUCUCAUCCGUACACGUGGCACUCGUCUGGUGGAUCGGGACUCCCAACAUGCAGACGCUACCGUAGAUGGGCCAUGCUUCUGUAUCACGCUACCUUAACCGUCGGAUAUGCAUCAUAGAAGGUCUUGAUCUGACUCCUUGGCAACGUAAUGCAAUACAGAGAUGUCUCCGGCAUAACAGUGUCCUUUUUUGUA